Xenopus laevis (African clawed frog) is the source of this 2448-nucleotide messenger RNA. RefSeq names its product stromal cell derived factor 4 S homeolog (gene sdf4.S). The record is from RefSeq and is a predicted model, not a curated record. Gene Ontology annotation, molecular function: calcium ion binding. Gene Ontology annotation, biological process: calcium-ion regulated exocytosis. Bases 199 to 1281 code for a protein of 360 amino acids. The transcript is spliced from 7 exons. NCBI's taxonomy places the organism in Eukaryota, Metazoa, Chordata, Amphibia, Anura, Pipidae. Gene Ontology annotation, cellular component: Golgi lumen; endoplasmic reticulum.
UUGACCUGGGGGGGUUAUUACGUCGCCGUUUAGAAACGUGUCAACGUAAUUCUCGCUGUGGGCGUGUCUAUCUGUGCCGCAACUUCUUGGCUUCCUACUUCCGGCACUGUGAGCGGAACUAUAGAGCGCAGGGUUGAAGGAUAUUAAUUACACUAACCGUUCCACUGUGUGGUCUCUGUUUAAGCUGUAAACAGAAACAUGGUAUCCAAGCAGGCUUUCCUCUUCAGCCUUGGUUCUAUCUACCUCUCUCUGCUCUUCAUAUUUCUCCUUAUGGAUGUCUAUGCCAGACCUGCAAACAACUCUGCUCUUAAGGUAGAAACUAAAGAAAAGGCUGCGGACAAUAAAGAUGAAAAUGAAAUUCUGCCCCCUGACCAUCUGAAUGGAGUAAAGAUGGAAAUGGAUGGUCACCUCAACAAGGAGUUCCACCAAGAGGUUUUUCUCGGUAAAGAAAUAGAAGAAUUUGAUGAAGAUUCUGAACCUCGAAGGAAUAGAAGGAAACUGGCAGCUAUUUUUUCCAAGGUGGAUAGAAAUGAGGACAAACAAAUUAGUGCGAGUGAAAUGCAGAGGUGGAUCAUGGAGAAAACAGAAGAGCAUUUCCAAGAGGCUGUGAACGAGAACAAGCUUCACUUCCGUGCCGUGGAUCCAGAUGGUGACGGGCACGUGUCGUGGGAUGAAUACAAAAUCAAGUUUUUAGCCAGUAAAGGCUUCAAUGAGAAAGAGGUUGCGGAAAAACUGAAGAAUAAUGAGGAUUUGAAGAUUGACGAAGAGACACAAGAAGUGCUGGAUAACUUGAAGGAUCGUUGGUUCCAAGCAGACAACCCCCCUGCAGACCAGCUCUUGAAUGAAGAGGAGUUUCUGUCCUUCUUGCAUCCGGAGCACAGUCGAGGCAUGCUUAAAUUUAUGGUGAAGGAGAUUAUACGUGACCUAGAUCAGGAUGGUGAUAAGAAGUUGACUCUGUCUGAAUUUAUUUCUCUUCCUGUGGGCACUGUUGAAAACCAGCAGGCCCAGGAUAUCGAUGAUGACUGGGUACGGGAAAGGAAAAAGGAAUAUGAAGAAGUCAUUGAUGCCGACCAUGAUGGUAUUGUGACAAUGGAGGAACUGGAGGAAUACAUGGAUCCUAUGAAUGAAUACAAUGCUCUCAAUGAAGCCAAGCAGAUGAUUGCAGUCGCUGAUGAAAAUCAGGACCAUCACUUGAGUUUAGAAGAAAUACUGAAGUACAGCGAGUAUUUCACGGGCAGCAAAUUGAUGGAUUACGCCCGCAAUGUCCACGAAGAAUUCUGAGUCUCUUGUGUCCUAAAAUUCACCCAGACUGCACCUCUCCACAUAGUCUACAGCAGUGUCGGUUAUGAUCAACUGAUCCCUCUUGCAUUGGAACGAGGAGAGGCGCUUGUACCAGUUUCUGCUGCUAUUUUACCUGUGUGUUCUUAGUGUGUGUCAUUGUGUGGGGCUUCUGCCUUCCCCACCAAGAUCUACUUUCAUCGCUGGAUUUGUACAUAAUUACUUGCCUUUAUUCACCUCCGUUCCAGACAUAUAUAUUUUUACAUCCGCCGUUCGCACAUUUGCGCUUAAAUCAUAUCUAUAAAGGAGGUUGUCUAGGACUCCUCUAGAUAAAACGUGCCGUCCACGUAAUACGUGUUAUUAGCAAAGUAAUAGCUGCUUCUUAAUGGGGGAAGGGGUAAACAUUGGCAGAUAUGCAUCUCGGUUUUAUUCUGUGGUUGCAGUCGCGGUGCCAUCUUAUGGCAUAAUCAUGGCAUUCAUUUGUUUAUAAACGAAAUUCAAAUUUAAUACGUGUAUAAUUCUAUGAGCUGAAGGUCUUUUUCUUUGUGGUGAGAGGACAACAAAAAAAGUUUCCAGCGUUUCUUGUUUCCUCUUUUGUUUCCUGAAGUCUAGCCAACAGUGAGCAAAAGCAGUGUUACUUUCCCCUCCAUGUACAUUUGUUAGGCAGUCCCAGUUUGCAUAACUUCGUUUCUACAGGGUAAACUCCUAAGGGAAGUCCCACGAAUGACCCAGGCUCUGAGCCACCGUAUUUCUCUCAUCUGCUGGGAUUCUCAAGCCUCAUUUACCAAAUACUGCCAUUUAGGGAGAUCAGGGAGGCCGCUCAGGGCUCACCAGUGUUGUCUCUGUAAAGCUUCUCCGUCUCACAGCAGUAUCAUACAGUAUCUGUGUGUUCGUAUAAAAGAACUGGAACCCUCAGGUAUAAGGCUUAACUGAGAGCAGGUGGAAAACAUAAGCAUUUGCUAAAUAUGCUGCAAGAUGAAUAUCCCCAAAUGAGCUUGGCUAGAAUUCUUUUCACUGUUAUUUUUUUUAUAAUUGUGUAAUAUUUCAUUUCUAUGCAUAAAUAUUCUAUGUAGGAUUACGGAUUUAACCAGUAUCAUAUGCUUAACUUAUAUCCUUGCCAUGCUUUGUGUCAAGAGUCUGCUUUGUAAAUAAACUUAAAUUAUUCUGAAA